Molecule: messenger RNA, 5516 nt
Organism: Stegodyphus dumicola
Lineage: Eukaryota; Metazoa; Arthropoda; Arachnida; Araneae; Eresidae
Product: focadhesin
Biological process (GO): regulation of post-transcriptional gene silencing
Source: RefSeq, a predicted model, not a curated record
AUUUCGAAACGUGCGUUUUGCGUUGGUUCUGGUCGCGAAAGGAGUAAUAUGCCAACUUGGCAUUGAAUGCCUUUAAAAUUAUGUAAAAUUUGGUGACUACAGAACAAAAUCGGUAUUUGAAGAUGGAUGAUUUACGGCAGAGAUUGAAAUUUGACGACAUUGCUGUUCGAUCUAGAUGUGUGCAGAAAUUAAUAACUGCUGUUAAGAAAAAGAGAAGAGGGGAAAUGAUAACAUCAUCGACUCCUCCGAUACAGGAAUUGAACUUAAUCUGGGAGGCAUGUGGUGAUGAAUCCACAGAAACAUCAAAUCUUGCAAUUCAAGGAAUAGUUGCUUUGGUUACUAAUCGGCAUCUUGAUGUCAAAUAUGCCAUGAACAAGUUUCUAAGUAUUAUUACUCCUACAUGCAAUGCAUAUGUACUUGUAAAAGCAAUUUCUGCAAUUAUGAUGUUUGAAUACAACCAGACCAGUGAAACUAACAGAGUGUUCCAUUAUUCCCUUCACUGCCCAAAGCAUCCUUUAAUUACUGUUUUGCAAACUAAUGAUGAUUAUUUGCCCCUUAUUCUUGAAAGUAUUUCAGAAGCUAUUGAUGAAGAUAAUUUUAGAGGCUUUCAAGUAAUGGAACCUGUUAUUUGCUAUAUUUUAUCCAACCCUACUCAACGAAAGAGAAUUGAUUAUUCUAAAGUUUUAUUAUUAGAAACACUUAUUGAUAUAGUAUCAUCUCAGCCUAGAACAACAUUUUACAUGCUGCGAUUUAUUCCAUUUUUACAGGUUGAAACCUCACAUCAAGUGAUUGAAGCUUCCCAAUUUGUUGUUAAAGCAAAGAGAGUUUUCAGUGAAUUUGAGUGUGAUGAAAAAGAUCGAAUUUAUGUUUCAGAAUUCAUAUUAGUUGCAUCAUUAUCUCUUUGUGAAAGAAAUUUAGCCUUCGGAAAUAACUUCAGCAGUUUACUCAAAAUAUCCCUCAGUUUGCUACAGACUUUAUCUAAGUUUGACUACUAUUCAUCAUGUGUUAAUGUGUGUUUAACUUUAAUUGGAAUGAUAUUAAAAGCAACAUCUGGUGUAGUUCUUGAAAAAUUCAUUGCAAUAGGUAUGGCUUUGCUGGAUCUGAAACCUGUUUCUCCUACAGUUGCAGCAUAUGUGGCAUUUUCUGUAAUCCAGCUAUUACCUGAACCUUCAAUUCUUUCUUUUGAUGAAACUAUGAAAUCCACUCUCUCUCAACUGCUUGGAAAAUUAGAAUUGUUUUUCACGUGCGAUCUAAAUAAUGUGGACCGAAGCACAGAUAAUGAUGAAUCAUCACCAAAAAAUAAAUCUGAUUUUUGUGAUGGUGACUCUUUGUCCAAAACCAGUACAAGUGAUAAUUUCAAUUAUCUUGAAGCUCUAACACCAUCUGUUGAGUCAUGUUUUGAAUGUGUUAGAUUUGCUUUAAAACUUGAUUCUUCUAGUCUGUAUUACAAGUCAAAAUGGUUACAAUCCAUAAAGGAAUAUUUAGACUCUGGUAGUAAUGAUAAUUUAGAACUGCUAUUUUCAUUAGCUGCAGCUAUAUUUCUAAUGGCUCCUGAUGAACCAAAGCACCUCAGUUCAUGCUUAGAAACAAUAGAAUCUGUUCUUUUAAGAAGUCAAUCUUUGUCGACAAGAAUAUUUGCUUUAUUAUUAUAUAAACAAAGUCUUCUGAAAGCACCAGAAUCAAAAAUAUUGAUUUUGGAAUAUUUGCCAAAGUGUGCUACUCAUAAAUAUUCCAUUCCACCUGUGAUAAGUAUUCUUAAAAUGAUGGCAAAUGAGACUGAUUUAAAGGCUCUUGCGAUACAGUUGAUGCUGCAGUUAUGGAAAAAACAAGAUCGAUGCUUUACAUAUCUGCACAAGCAACUAGUAGAACCUUGUAAGGUUAUUUCCAGUGAUACAGGCAUAAAUGAAGUUAAAAUAUCACAAGCAGCAGCUAUCAAAGAAAUUUGUCAGAUGGAGCCUGAGAAGUACGGGAAAGAAUUUCUAGAUACUUUGUCUUCUAUAUUUAAUGAAUCACAUGAUGAAAUUACUUCAGCCGCUGCCUGUUUAGCAUUAGAUGGUGUUAUAAGUCUUUGUAAAUAUGAGGUUAUUGAUCUUCGAUCUACAUGGAAAGCAUUAGCUCCAAGGUUGAUCAAAGAUAAAAGGCCACUGAUAACUUGUAGAAUGUUUCAGUUGCUUGCUUUGGUGCCUGAACUACGAGUGAAAUCCUUUGAAUAUGAUAAUUUUAUGAGCGAAGUGAUGUCUUUUAUUUGGAAGCAGAUAAUUUCUGGACUUACUGAGCCAGUUGCUAUAAGUGCUGCAUACAAAGCUUUAGCAGAAUUUCCUUUAGAUUUUUAUGUUCUGAAACAAUUUCCUCCAGCUGCAAAACAAAAUUUAAAGCUCCCUCCUUCUAUGAAAGCUACACCUUUUGAUAUGGGAAAAUUGCCUGAAGAUGUACUUACAUAUAUUCCUGGUUAUUGCUUCACUGACUUGCUGAAAAGUUUAGAUAAUGAUAUUAUUAUUAAAGGUUACACUCAUUUCUUACACUCCCUUCUAAAACAAGAACUUAGAGACUUGCCUAGAAGUGCUUUCACUCAAAGAAGACAUAUAGUUAAACGAGAAAAUACUUGUGAAGUCUUGUCCAAAGUUCCUGGGUUUUUAUGCAGCCAAAUUGAAUCAAGAAAAUCUCCAGCUAUUCAAAAGAAUCUUUCAGUUGGUCUUCUUUUGUGCUAUGAACCUCCUGUAGAAAUGGGAAAAGAUGGGCAGCCUAUUAAAAGGUCACUAGCUGCUCAGUAUCGUUUUUAUGAGCAAGUUUUAGUCGUUUUACUCGAUGAAGUCAACAUUGAAGCAAGUGAAUGGCAGCGAUGCAUUCUGCUUCCAGCCGCCUGGGGUGGAUACAUGGAGAGAGCAUUUUUUGCUUGCGAAGAAGCUCGUAAAGCAGAACUAGAAUUGCAAAACAGUCACGGACACCUUAAUUUAUCACCAGAUGAACUGAAAAAUCAAUGCAAAUUAGCUUGGCUUUGGGUGCGGGAUCGUCUGAUUUGUUUAAUAAAGACAAGUGCAAAGAAAGGACCAGCAUCUCAUGCCAAUUCAAUGUUUGCUCUCACUGGUUUGAUAUAUGCCACAAAUAAAUUUUAUACAAGCCUCGACGAUAGCAGUAAAGUUUUCUGUGAUGAAAGUCAGAAUUACAUUAAGCAUCAAGAUUUCUUAAUUGAAUAUACAGAAACAGUUCUUUGUGCUAUAUUACCUGACUUUCAACCAAAUGGAAAUGUGCAUAGCUGGCUGUUAACGCAUUUAUCUCGACCAAAUUCUAGUGCUAGCUAUUUAGUGAAAGGUUGUUCCUGUGCCUCACUUUUCCAUUUAAUGCCAGUGUUGAUAAACAAUUAUGUUAAUGAUAUACGACGUAUACUGGAUCAUUUGUUGGAAAAUCUUUCACAUAAUUCUCCAGUACUAGGCUGCUAUUCUGCUAUUGGAUUAGGUUUAUUUAUUCGAUCAAUGUGUGAAAUUGGUUUGGUGGAUAAUACAGAAAAACAGACUGAUUUGCUGUCAAAAACUCUUAAUCAGAUUGUACGAGAUUCAAAUUCAGAAGAAAGUCCUCUUUCAAAUUACCUCAUUGCUCUGACAAUUUCUGUGGCAUCUGUUGCCCAGGCUAUGCAUGAAGAAUUUAAAGCUUUUGUUUCAACUACUUGCAAUGUAUUUUAUGAAAAGCUCAUGGAGGAAGAUCCUUCUUCAAUGAAUUUUGAGAUUUUAAGUAUUUGUGUGUCUGCAAUGAUGGUGAGUGCUUCAGAAGGGAGCUGUUUACCAAUAGAAGAUGUUGAACAUUUAGCAUCUUGGUUCAAUGAUCAACGAUUCGAUUCACCUCAAUGUUCUGGUAUAUCUGUAUCAUGUGGAAUUUUAAUCGAGGCAUUAGAAAGAUUUGGACAUGGAAAAGGAGCUGAAAUGAAGAAAAAGGUUCAAAAGGACUGGUUAAAUACCUUGACAAAUGAGAAAAGGCCAACGCUGCACAGAAUUGCUGCUUUAAAUGGAUUAUGUACUUUGUAUUCUGGUGGGAGAGGUCUUAUGCAGAUAAAAAGUAAAGCCACUGCAGGAAGUCUCACUGCUUUAAAUGAUUUGGUGCCACUCAUGUUUCAAAUUCUGAAUGCUCCCAGAGAUACUGGAUUACAAAAUAUAUGUUCAUGGGAAGUUGGACGAUUAUUUUCAGUAAAUUGUUCACAGCAACAAGUUGAAUCAACAGUUUCAUCCAGUUAUUCUCACCUAAGUGAAAAGAGUAUUUUGAAGCCCGUGCUGAAUAUUAUUCUUGACGGUCACAAAGAUGAUGAAUCGGAUGUUAAAUUUUUUCAUGUAUUAGCUUGUUUAUCAGCUCUGGGUGAUCCAUUUCCAAGACCAUUACCACCAUUGAACUGGGUCACUGUUUUAACACCUUAUCUGCAGAUGAAAAAUGAGGCUGUGCUUGAAGCUGCACUGAAGAUUGCAGUCAACCAAGCUAGUGGUUCACCACAUGCUUUAAAUCUUAUUUCUUCAUAUUGUAAUCCUCCUCUAAUUCAUACAUUGCCAGAAAGCUGUUUUCUUCUGUUACUAAAGAAUCUUCCUGGUUUGGGCCUUGUGUUACCUAGUCCAAAACUUGAAAUAUUUUUACAGUUUGUUAUUUCAUCUACAAUAAAAGAGGAAAAUGGUUUUAAAAAAUGGGGAUUAAUUACUCUUCAGAAUAUUCUGACAGCUCUAGAGGAAAAAGGAUAUAAGCAAAGGUCACUGAGCAUUGUGCAAGAUGCAUUUAUUUCUGUUUUUAAAUAUUUUAGAAAUGACUAUGCCAAGGUUAUAGAGCAUCUGUCAUGGAUUACACAGGGACUUCUUCUCUUGCCUAAAGAUGGCAUGGAUACUGUAAUAUCAGUUUCUGAAAAUGUGAGUGAUAUUUCAGUUUUGACAAUGAUUUGGUGCAAUUUAGUGAAAUGUGGCAAAGUGCAGCUUACGUGUCUCAGACCAUGUAUUGAAGAAGGAAAGCAUGCUUCUCCUGAGGAUAAAGCUCUCAUUUACAUUUCUGUUUACAAAUGUUUUCUUUCUGGCAUUCUAAAUAAGGAAAGUGAAGUAAGCCAAGCUACAAAAUGUAUAUCUUGGCUUCUAGAAACUAUUGGGUGGAUCAAAGUCCUUUGCGAUUCAAAAUCUAAAUACCAGUUGAUGACAAUGAAAGAAGUUUUUUUAUUUCUGGUUGAUGUUUGUUUAGCUACAAUUAUUGGCUGUUCAGGAUUAGAAUGCAGUUAUAGUUUUUUUCCAAUACAAAAUAUAAGUCACCAACUACUACUUGAAAAGCUCCCAACUGCAGUUAAGAAACUCACUACCACAGAAGAAUGGAAUAAAAUUGCUGAUAAAAUAAUUGACUGGCUACUUUUAUUAAUAAAAAGUGAAUAUCUUAGUGAAAUAGAAAAGUACCAUAUCAAGCUGAGUCUAUGUUCAAUGAAAGGACUUCAAGAAUUUCAGAAGACAGAAGUGUGGACUGAAAUUAUAUGUAAUAUCAAAGAUAAAUAAAUAAAUUACAUUUUGUUGCAA